AUGGGUCGAGAUAGAAGUCCAAAAUAUAGAAAAUCGCCUGAUCGACGACGUGACCGAAGUAGAGAACGAAGGAGAGAAAGUCCGCGGGAUCGAAGAAGAGAAAGUCCACGCCGAAUAAAAAAGGAAGAAUAUAGUAGUGAUGAGUGAGUUCAAUUUUUCAUUCUCGAUGCAGAAACUUAUUAGUUCAACACUGUUUUUUUCAAAUCAAAUUAUCAACCAAUGUUUUCAGAGAAUCGCGUCAUCGACGCAAUCGAAAUGACAGAGGAGAUCGAAGAAGAUCACCUGAUAAACGAAGAGAUGAUGGCAAAAAAUAUGGAUUGGAAGAGCAAAAAGAAAAAUGGGGAAAAUCAGGACUAUUAGAUAAUGUUAAAAAAGAAGAAGAAGAAAUUCCUCAAGAAGAAAAGAAGAAAGUGGAUCUCGGUGUUAGUGGUUUACUUACCGAAGAUACGAAUACUUUUCGUGGUGUUGUUAUUAAAUACAAUGAACCUCCAGAGGCCAAAAAACCAAAUGCUAGGUUCGUUUUUUUUUCAAUUUCGAAAUACCCUUUUCAUUUAAAUUCGCUUCGAUGCUAAAAUAUUUAUGAGGCAGCCAAACAAAAGAAUAUAAAUGGAAAAUGUCGUUUUUAUUUUCAGAUGGAGACUAUAUCCUUUCAAAGGGGAAGAAGCAUUACAAGUAUUAUAUAUUCAUAGACAAUCAGCGUAUUUAAUUGGAAGAGAUCAUAAAAUUGCCGAUAUUCCAGUUGAUCAUCCAAGUUGUAGUAAACAACACGCUGUUUUGCAAUUCAGGUAUGAUUUUUGAAAUUAAAUUGGAAAUAUCAAAUUCAUUGAUGUUUUAGAUCAAUGCCAUUCACUCGUGAUGAUGGUUCGCGUGCUCGUCGAAUUAUGCCAUACAUUAUCGAUUUGGGAAGUGGAAAUGGCACAUAUCUGAAUGAAGAAAAAAUUGAACCCCAAAGAUAUAUUGAAUUGAAAGAGAAAGAUAUGCUGAAAUUCGGAUUUUCGACUCGAGAAUAUGUUGUUAUGAAAGAGAAAGAAAUUGUUGAAGAAUCUCAAGAUGGACCUAAACAAGAGCCAGAUUCCGAAUGA
Molecule: messenger RNA, 1082 nt
Organism: Caenorhabditis angaria
Lineage: Eukaryota; Metazoa; Nematoda; Chromadorea; Rhabditida; Rhabditidae
Source: the annotation of a GenBank genome assembly